This is a messenger RNA of Vigna umbellata (rice bean), 1204 nucleotides long. The record is from RefSeq and is a predicted model, not a curated record. Lineage: Eukaryota; Viridiplantae; Streptophyta; Magnoliopsida; Fabales; Fabaceae.
AACGCGGAAGGGUAAUUGCGAACAUCAUUAGGCUUUCUUGUUCCUGGGUUCGGUCGCUGUCUCUGUCUGUGUUGUGUUGGUGUUCGUGGAAGAAGAGAAGGAAGAAUAUGAGAUGAUAUGAUAACAGCAGAUAGGUCUGGCCUGGUUAAGAAGAAUAGUAGCGUUGCCACUUCGGCAGAGAAGAAGGAAAACCAGAAAGAGAAAGAGAAAGAAAAUCAUCCACAUAACACCAAAACCCAACAAACUCAUCAUGGAUAUCUGGCGCAACAUGAUUUUUCCAGUCAGGCGUGUCUGGCUUGCUCUCUCUGCUCGUCUCAAGACUCGCAAAAACGGAGAAGGACUGCUGAAGCUUCAGGAUGAUGUACAGACUUGUGGAUAUGAAGAUGUACAAGUGAUGUGGGAAAUGCUACAAAGAACCGAAAGCGAUGUUACAGAAAACCACCAUAAGCGUAAGCAAUUGCCGUUCUGGAGGAUCUUUGUAUGGUCCAACCACACUGAAGCUUCAUCAGAAUCUGCAAAUCACACUUAAAAACCAGACACGGGUUUUACGUUUACAAAUAAAACCUCCACUGAUGUAUUGCAGUCUGCAACUGGCAAGCCACCGUUCUUUUAUCUCCCCUUUGCCAGCAUGGCGGAGGCAUGUUUCUUGGCCGCUGAAACCAAGUACACGUCCCUGUGACAACAAAAUCGUUUGAGGUUUCUCUUUUACAACUGAAACUGUACUCCGUAUGACAGUAGUAUGUAAAUAUGCCAAUAGUUUGUCAGAAGUCAUACCCGGGUUUCUCUAACGGCAAAGCAAGCAAUUUUCACUUGUCAAUGACUAUAAGAUUAACUGUGUUCAUUGUUAGUAACAAGCAGCAGAGUGUUUAACUUUAAUGCGAUCAUAUAAGAUAAUAAUCUCAACUUUUGUCUGUAUGCCUACUAGUAAAAGAAAAAUCCGAACGUAAAAUCCCGAGUCAAACUUACACAAAGGGGCUGUAGAAAUUAUUAGUGAGAGCAUUGUGGUGUUAUAAUCUAAAGAUUAUCUACUUUCAGACCACUACGAUCUUCAACAGAAGACACACGCAGGUACAUCGUAAUAUGAUAUAUGUGAAUUUCUAUUUCCAACAUCGUCCUCAGCUUGCUAAUUGGUGAAAUUAAUGUAAUGUUGACAUAACUGUAGAUAUAUUGUUCCAAUUAUAUACGGUUUUAAUCUAUUCUGAAA